AAUCCCGACUGUCGAAAUCCUGCCUGCGAGAUGUACACCCAUCCCUCCUCGCCAAUCAGCAAGCUCCCUGUGGAGUUGCUGUCGUACAUCUUUGUGCUGGGCACCCUCUCAUCGGCCGACGUCCCGAGUUCCGACGAGGCAGGUCGUAACCCUUUAUUCAAUACAGAGAGCGUCAAAGUGCCUCUCGCUUUCGCAGGUGUUAGCCGCCAUUGGGGGCGAGUAGCGCGUAACACACCUGGACUAUGGACCAGCCUCUGCAUCACCGUUGAAAUGGUCAAACGGUUGAGCGAGGACGACGAUGACGCUUCUUCGCUGCUCAACACCACUCACCUUACAUCUUAUCUCGCGCUAUCUCGCAACUAUCCACUAGAUAUUCUCAUUGACGCUAGAGACCAAGAUUGGGAUUUUUUUGAACCCGAGAUUCCCUCUGAGUAUGAGUUCAACACCUAUACUCCACCAUUUUCCCCCGACCAUAUGGCCUCCGUGAUAUCCCUCCUCCUGCCGCAUAUCUCACGGUGGCGGUCACUCCAUAUCCUCACCGACUCUUGGGCUCCCAUGCACUCCGCCCUCCUCCAUAUCAACCCAUGUAUCACUUCCUUUGGCGCCCCCCUUCUGGAAUCUUUGACCUUGAUGCGGUGUAACGACUUUGUCAGCUUCUCACCCGAAUUCCAACCCCGAGAUAUGAAAAGUCCUGCCUUCCUCAGCUCAGUCACCCCUUCCUCCCAGAAAGAUCUACUUCCGCGACUCAAGCAUCUCUCUCUUCGAGGUGUCCACGUCGAGUGGGCUUCUCUCGUCAACGUCCUGUCGGCAUCGACUGGAGGCGGACUGCACAGUCUUGAGCUAUCUUCUCACUGCUCUGACGUCCGUCCCACUCUCACCGAGUUUCAACAACUCCUUGGCGCCAGCUUGCAUCUCCGCAAAUUGGCCAUCUCCGGAUCUGGUCCGUUCGUACCAGACGACGUCGACGAUAUUGUCGACGUCAUCCAUCAUGACCUAGACUCCGUCCCACUCCCCCAUCUCCAUAGCAUAACCCUCGGAUACCGAACCGCCCUUGAAGGUCAAACCGUCCUCGAGCUCCUCAACGCCCCAAAUGCCAAGGUACUGGUCUUGGAAGACGCCACUUAUCCUGGAGACCCAGAGGAGGUUGAUGCGGGCAGUCUACUCACGUACAUCGGCACUGGGGAAUUUUACGACGCAGAUCACAACUAUCUUGUCGCAUACGAGCUCCCUGACGGGCUUCACUAUCGGGUCGCCAUGAACAAGCGGGCCGUAUCUCGCUUACCCACCACUGAGGAUCUGAGCCAAGAGCCAAAAUCCAACGCCGCCUUCCCCAUACUGGAGAACGUCACACUUAAAUCCGUCCGCGCGUGUCCGCGACCCCUGCGCGCGUUUUUUGGCGCACUACCCAACCUUCAACGAUUGGAGCUGAUAGGAAUGACCAUGCACGCCGUGCGCGCUCUGCUUCCUUCCAAUCCAGUCCCAUCAUUAGCCAUCUCCAGUUGCCCGUGUCCGCAAUUACAGUCCCUGUGUAUCCGCGGCUUUGAGCAACUCCAGAUACAGGACUUUGACUUCCUUGUUGGUGGUCUGGCUGCAGAGCGGAAAGAUAGAGGUGCUUGUAGCUUGAAGGAGGUUGAUAUUCAUGUCAGUGGACAAGACCGUGGAUGCGUCGCGGAGUUCAAGGACGCUUCUGGGGAUUUGAAGGUCAACAUCUUUAGCAGAAUGGUAGAGGUGGACGAGGAUGAGGAUUAUGAGGAGCUCGACGAGACGGACGCUUUUGAGGUAGGGGGUGUUUUCAACGACCCCGUUUUUGAUGCAUACUAUUCAGCGCAGGUUUCGCAGCCUCGCUGAUGGUUUCUUCUUUCCUUCUUUUUUGUUCUAGUUCAAGUUUUCUUUUCAAUCCGCGUUUGAUUUGUCGCAGAGCUGUUGUAUGUAAAGUGUUUGUACUUUUUAGUGUACUUUCAAGAAAAGGAACAUUUUUGUCCUUGCCCUA
This is a messenger RNA of Laccaria bicolor S238N-H82, 1990 nucleotides long. RefSeq lists its product as uncharacterized. The record is from RefSeq and is a predicted model, not a curated record. The transcript is spliced from 2 exons. Bases 31 to 1848 code for a protein of 605 amino acids. NCBI's taxonomy places the organism in Eukaryota, Fungi, Basidiomycota, Agaricomycetes, Agaricales, Hydnangiaceae.